AUUUGCAUAGAUGGCUUUGAAACUUCACUCUUGGAUGAGACGUCUAUCUACAUUUCAGUCAGCUUCGUUCAUUGUCAAGUAUAGUAUAUAUUAUCUAGAAGGUAUAAAAGCUAUUUCAAGAAAACACUUUCGAUAUGGACGAGCUGAUGAAAAUUCAAUCUCCCCGGAAGAAGGGAAACCGCAAGCAGGAGCUGACCUGCAGUGUGCUCUUCACCAAUCCUAAGUUCAAUGGAAAAGAUGACCCCUCCGGUUCGGACAAUGAGCUGGGAGCUGUGACACGCUUGGUAUCCAAAGCCGAGGAAUUGGAACUGCAUCGAGUCUUCAAGAGUAUGUCAACAGAAGGCUUUGAAGUGAUACGGCCCCUGAACCGAUCCCUAUUCGAUUUUGGCCACAAUUUCGAGGAUGUACGGGGAUGGCUUAAGAUGGCCCAGCCUCCCAAAGAUCAGCUAUCCUCGAUUCUACGUUAUAUUAUAGAGUCGCACCAGAAAACCACUGUCCAGAUAGAUAUAAACAAGAUGUAUUUCAACUGUCACCUGAUUGUACUUCAAGUUUUUUCCGAUUUUUUCAUGCGCCUGGAGGAUAUUCCGCUGCUACUAACUCUACCCGAGGACCGGGUCACCCAGAAGGCUUUUAUGCUUAUCUACAAAUGGAUGCUGAGUGACGAUCCCUACUUGGAACGUCCCCAUAUUGUUGAAAUUUUUGUAGCAGCCACUUACCUAAGGAUUGAUGAUCUCCUGACCCAUUGUUGGAAAUAUUUUGAUGAUUCCAAUUGCUUCCAAGAGGACACUGCUUGCAUUUUGUAUGUGGAGACCCUAUAUCAUCCUGCCUUGGAUGUAGUCCGAAAUAUAAUGCUGACCAGGAUCCAUAAAUUCCUACUGACCUUUGUGGCCUCUAGUGAUUUCUUGAAUAUCCCUAUAAGUCAUUUAGUUUAUCUCCUCAGUUCGAGUGGCAUUUGCGUGAACACCGAAGUUGAGGUGCUGUUUAUAGCUAUUCGUUGGAUGUCUUAUGAUUGGAAAGAACGCAGUGAGUACGCCCUAAGGAUCUUGCCUUGUAUUCGUUUCAGACUUAUGCCGCUCUGGUAUCUCCUCUAUGUGCGCCGGGAUGAGACUAAUCCUUAUGUAACCGAAUUGAUCGACAUAGAUGAAUAUGAUUCCGAAAUCAACGAAUCUAUCGCCAGCAUUACCUCUAGGAUGUACGAGGAGAAGAUUGCGGGUCUGAGCGAUACUACAGGAAAUAUUUUUAUGCGUACCGGAGUAGAGCAACGCCAUUGGAUUUGCGAUAAAACGUGCAACUAUUUUCACUACGUCGGUUGCCCGAAUACAAGAGAAAUUUGUUAUGAAAAGUUUGAGGAAUAUCUUAGUGAUAUCCAAAAAAGUUGCAAUGAUCACUGGGACAGGGUGGAAAUGCUUGACCCCAAGAAAAUGGACAAGUGCUGCAACUUAAAGCGAACCCCUAAAGUUUAAUGAGUUACUUUAAUGAGUUACUAUAUAAAACAACAAAAAACGAAUAAAAAUUAUAAAUUAAAUGUUUGGAAA
Drosophila ananassae is the source of this 1535-nucleotide messenger RNA. RefSeq lists its product as uncharacterized. The transcript has 3 exons. The record is from RefSeq and is a predicted model, not a curated record. Lineage: Eukaryota; Metazoa; Arthropoda; Insecta; Diptera; Drosophilidae. Bases 135 to 1463 code for a protein of 442 amino acids.